Molecule: messenger RNA, 5055 nt
Organism: Xiphias gladius (swordfish)
Lineage: Eukaryota; Metazoa; Chordata; Actinopteri; Istiophoriformes; Xiphiidae
Gene: trim3b
Product: tripartite motif containing 3b
Exons: 17
Coding region: 162-2462 (766 amino acids)
Biological process (GO): proteasome-mediated ubiquitin-dependent protein catabolic process; negative regulation of translation; protein polyubiquitination
Molecular function (GO): ubiquitin protein ligase activity; protein binding; translation repressor activity
Source: RefSeq, a predicted model, not a curated record
CUGUGCAUGAUAAAUGUGCGCAUUGUGAUGGGUUAGUCAGCGGAUAGGCUGCCAUCAGAGCAGCAAUCUGGUGUUUCAAGGAGACAGACUACAAGGCAAACAGCAACUGAACUCGGCGUCGCAAAAGUCUGGCUAUCUGCUCUCGUUGUCCGUGGCUUUAAAUGUCCUCUGCCAUGGCAAAGCGCGAGGCUGGGAGCACCAGCCCUGUGGUGCGUCAGAUAGACAAGCAGUUUCUGGUCUGCAGCAUCUGCCUGGAUCACUACCGCAACCCCAAGGUCCUGCCCUGUCUGCACACCUUCUGUGAAAGUUGUCUCCAGAACUACAUUCCCCCAGAGUCUCUGACGCUCUCGUGCCCAGUGUGUCGGCAGACGUCCAUCUUGCCAGAGAGAGGAGUUUGUGCCCUACAGAACAACUUCUUUAUCACUAAUCUCAUGGAGGUCCUUCAACGAGAGCCAGAGUGCUCGAGGCCAGAGGCCUGCAGUGUCCUGGAGUCAGUCAGUGCUGCAGCUGCAGGAAAGCCCCUCUGCUGCCCGAACCAUGAGGGAAAGGUGAUGGAGUUCUACUGCGAAUCAUGUGAGACAGCCAUGUGUCUGGACUGUACAGAGGGGGAGCACCGGGAGCACGUGACCGUUCCUCUGCGGGACGUCUUGGAACAGCACAAGGCUGUACUGAAGACACAGCUGGAUGCCAUACGCAGCAGGCUCCCUCAGCUGACGGCAGCCAUCGAGCUGGUGAGUGAGAUCUCUCGCCAGCUGAACGAAAGGAAGAACGAGGCGGUGGCAGAGAUUACCAGCACGUUUGAAGAGCUGGAACGGGCGCUGCAUCAGCGCAAGACGGCCCUCAUCACAGACCUGGAGAGCAUCUGCAGCGCCAAGCAGAAGGUCCUGCAGGCCCAGCUUUCAUCUCUCCUUCAGGGGAAGGAACACAUCCAGAGCAGUUGCAGCUUUACAGAGCAGGCUCUCAGCCACGGGAGUGCUACUGAGGUGCUGCUGGUUCAGAAGCAGAUGAGUGAGCGGGUAACAGCACUGGCCCGACACGACUUUCCCGAGAGACCACAUCAGAAUGCACACCUGGACUGUCAGGUGGAGACUGAAGGUCUGAGACGCUCCAUUCAAAACCUGGGUGUUCUCCUCACCACAGCAGCUGUAGCUCACACCUCCGUCGCCACAGGAGAGGGCCUCCGCCACGCAGCAACCGGGCAACACCACACCGUUACUGUGACAACGAAAGACAAAGAUGGGGAGCUGGUACGGACAGGAAAUGCUGUUUUGAAAGCAGAGAUAAUGUCUGCCGAUGGGAAUCGGGCUGCAGAGACAGAGAUAACGGACAAUAAGAAUGGAACAUAUGAGGUGGGCUACACGUUACGCUCAGAGGGAGAGUACUCCUUUGCUCUGUUGCUGUACGGCCAGCCGAUACGUGGCAGCCCGUUCCGCCUGCGGGUGGUGAAGCCCUCGGAUGUGCCACAAUCUCCAGAUGACGUGAAGAGGAGGGUGAAGUCUCCCAGUGGGACCGGGGGCCACAUACGGCAGAAAGCAGUGCGACGGCCUUCCAGCAUGUACAGCACCACCAAGAAAAAGGAGAACCCCAUUGAAGAUGAGCUCAUCUACAGAGUGGGUUCCCGGGGCAGAGAGAAAGGAGAGUUCACCAAUCUGCAGGGAAUCUCCGCCUCUAGUAACGGCAGAGUGGUGGUGGCCGACAGCAACAACCAGUGCAUACAGGUGUUCUCCAACGAUGGCCAGUUCAAGAUGCGCUUCGGGGUCAGAGGUCGGUCUCCGGGGCAGCUGCAGAGACCGACAGGUGUCACCGUGGACAUGAAUGGUGACAUUGUGGUGGCCGACUAUGACAAUCGAUGGGUCAGCAUCUUCUCCUCUGAUGGCAAGUUUAAGAAUAAGAUCGGUGCAGGCCGGCUCAUGGGUCCUAAAGGUGUGGCUGUGGAUAAGAAUGGACACAUCAUCACUGUGGACAACAAGGCCUGCUGCGUCUUCAUCUUUCAAUCCAACGGGAAGCUUGUGACUAAGUUUGGAGGCAGGGGGACGUCCGACAGACAGUUUGCCGAAAAACUUGGCCCAAACUUAAAUAAAUCUGGCUCAGUUUUCAGUCCACACUUUGUUGCAGUUAACAACAAGAAUGAAAUUAUCGUGACCGAUUUUCACAAUCACUCUGUGAAGGUAUACAGUGCAGAUGGAGAGUUCUUGUUCAAAUUCGGCUCUCAUGGCGAAGGCAAUGGCCAGUUCAAUGCUCCCACCGGUGUGGCCGUUGACGCCAACGGAAACAUCAUCGUCGCUGACUGGGGGAACAGCAGAAUACAGGUGUUUGACAGCACAGGCUCCUUCUUAUCCUACAUAAACACCUCAGCAGACCCGCUGUACGGCCCCCAGGGCCUCGCCCUCACCUCAGACGGACAUGUGGCUGUUGCUGACUCCGGCAACCACUGCUUUAAGGUUUACAGAUAUCUGCAGUAAGCUGGGGGAAGACGGCGCCGACACAACUCCUGUUCAGACGAGUUAAUGUCACAUACUGCUUGUGGACAUACAGCUGCAAUGUGCCUGCACACUGUACAGCCUAGGUUCCGCAGAUUCAUUUUCCGUUUCAUUUUGUCUCUACAUACUUUCGAAAAUCUAACAUUUAAAGCUGAAAAAAAAAGAAAUCUGAGAAAAAAAUGUUUACAUGAAAAACGACCCGAACCCCCAACAUUCAAGUGUGAUUAAAAUGUUUUUUAAAAGACAAAACAAGCCAGUUAUCCAAAACAAUAUCGUUAAAAAAAUGACUUUAUAUCGCUCUUUCCGAGAAAAGAAAUCUCAAAAGACUGUCCUGGUAAAAUAAAGAUUAAAAGAAAUAAAAAUUCACCAGCAACUAAGAAAUAAAACAUCCUGUAAUUAGAUAUUUCCCUGUCUGAUCACUCAUGGUUUGAAUACCUUAAAGCUGUUAAAACUUUAAUGCCAAUAACCAAAUGAAGGGGAAAAUGAACCGGAAAUUAAUCUCCGGAACAAGACGUUUCAGCUCUGUGUCUUACAAGUGGGUAGACGGCCCGACAGUCUAAAGUUGGUGACGCGCUGCCGUUUUUCGGGCAGUGCAGAUGGGCAACACUCCCGGCAACCAGCAAACUAAGUGAGCCACAGAAGCGGACAGUCAACUGCCUGUCUCCUGGUGAGGAGACGAUGCUUUGUGAUUGGAGUAACGAUGCUCAGGCCUUUUUCUUGAACACUGUUGCGUGUUUGUGUGCUCCAGAAAAAUUACCCUGUGGUGACUGCCUUACAAUUUCUCAUCAAUAAAACACAUCAGAACACACACAGACAGGAAUGUGUUGCUUAAAGAAAAAGUUGUUUCUUAUUCUCAUUCUGCACCUUAUCACUCCAACAAGAUUCCUGACAAUGAAUAGUUUUUUUUGUGUUUUUUUUAAUUUCACUUUUUUUUUGGUUACCUAUAUGCAGGUGGUUUUGCUUUGGUACCCAAAGACAAGCAUCAAGAAGCACAACAGUGAAUAGAACGAAAAGGUUUUUGAACGCAGCAUCUGAACCGGCUCCACUUUUAACGUAAAGCCCGGUCCCUUCCAGCCAGUCUUUCUCUCUCUGUUAACCGAGACAAACAUCUGACAUCUGACCCCGUUAGUUCUCGCACUUUUGUGAAUUCAUAUCUACAACCAAAUGUAGUUGUACAUAUGCAUAUUUAGGUGUAUAUAUGGAUUUGGUGUCCAUGUUAUUUGACUAUAUAGCCUACUUAUUCCAGCACUUAACGAAUCAAGGAUUUCAACACUGGAGUAUAUACUAAUACAGUAGAGGGUUAUGCCAAGUAGUAGCCAGCUGAAUGACUUGCAAACAUCAAUGGAACAAUGUUGUAUACACCUUAUUUGCUGUAUUUUAUUUUUUCAAAGGACUUAAUUUAUUUUUAAUUUUCUUUUCUACAUAAUUUGCUCUACAAAUUAUUUUUCUAAUUGGUGCAUUUGAACUGUUUCCUCUUUGCCAAACAUCGUUGUACAUAGGCCUCGUAACUUGUAGCACUGAAAGCUGUUGUCUCUCUUGCCUCUUCCCGAUGAGCUCACAUCCAGUUAAACAGUAACUUUUCCUUCUGCCAAAACGUAUUGUCGUAAGUUGUUGUCGAGCGUUGCAGAAAAUACAAAUAUUAUAAGUUAUAUAGUUUGCAAGAGUAAUAUAUGCCUGUGUAUAGUUAUCAUUUAACAUAACCAGAAAGUGUACUGUAUAUUACAAUCAUAUUCUUGUCGUAGAGGACAUGCACCUUUAUCACGAAUUUUCCAGUAGCUGCCCAUUAAUUUGCUUUGUAGUACAGUGUGUUGAAGGUUUUCUGUGUGGCUCCUUGAGAAAACACACCACCAGCUAACACGCAGUAACACGGGACGUUUUUCACCCGUCUUCUAGGAUUGAAUUGCCUGCCCCUGAUAACUGAGCUGUCGUUCCUUCUCUCUUUCCAUCUGUAUUUCCGAUUUAUUGGAAAGCUCUCUGUAAUGGCUCGCUUCAGUUGACUCACCUCCUCCGUGAAUCGGACUCCUGUGUUACCACGGUUUUAUUUUCACGGGUAUGUCUAUCCCUCACCUGUAACAGUCACUGACCUACUCAUGUCUGUGCGAAAUAAAGGAAGCACGUAGAAACUGAACAAUACAUCAACCAUCUUGUGUAUCCUACUGUAUACUACAAGAAGCCAGUCUUACAAGAAGUAAUCACUAUGUAACCAUGGCAAAGAUACAAAUGUAAAUAUUAAAGAAUAACACUACGAACGGUUGUUCAAAUGGUCUGUUUUGUAUAACCAGACUUCAGUCAAUGAAUGCAUCCAUUUUCUUCUGUACAAGGUUACGAUGACUCAUUGUUUUUAGUAAUGUGCUUGUUUUCUUUUAAUUUUUUUUUUCUGGCAGAUUAGAAACCAGUGUGGCCACGUCUUUUCUUAUCAAGAUAAGCAUCUGAAUAUUCAGCAGCCUUAUAAAGGAGAUUAGAGUCUUGAGUCCCAUCCUGACGAGCCGUUUUUGUUGAAAGCCCCUGCUCUCUGGUGGCUAUUUGAAAAACUGUCAAUCGUGUAGAAAAUGGCCAAAUAAUGGAAACUUGACUA